UCUGGGCCUCGCGCCUGCGCCCUCAGCAGCAACAGCCGUCGUCUUAGAGGCCGGAGGACAAGAUGGCGGAGCCUCUGGUGACGCCUCCGAACGACUUGAUGCAGGACCAGGACCGGGACGGCGCGGGAGAGCUGUCUCCCUACCAGAGAUUGAGCCAGCGCAUGCAGGAUGUCACGGGAGACCGGGGCGUGCUCAAGGAGGUCAUCCGGGAGGGGGCCGGAGACCUGGUGACCCCCGACGCCUCUGUGUUAGUGAAAUACUCUGGCUACCUGGAGCACAUGGACAAGCCCUUUGACACCAACUGCUAUAGGAAGGUCCCUCGCCUGAUGAAGCUGGGAGAAGAGAUCACUCUGUGGGGAAUGGAGGUGGGCCUGCUGACAAUGCGGAAAGGGGAGCUGGCCAGAUUUCUCUUCAAGCCACGAUACGCCUACGGGGCCCUGGGCUGCCCGCCCUUGAUUCCACCCAACACCACGGUCCUGUUUGAGCUGGAGCUGCUGGACUUCCUGGACUCUGCCGAGUCCGAUGAAUUCUUCGCUUUAACUGCCAAGCAGCAGGACGUGUUCCCUCUCGAGAAGGUGCUGAAGGUGGCGGGCACAGAGCGGGAGUUUGGCAACUACCUCUUCCGCCAGAACCGCUUUCACGACGCCAAGGAGAGAUACAAAAGGGCCUCCUUGAUUCUUUGCCGCAGACCUUUCCACCCUGGGGAACAGGGUCAAAUAGAGAGUGCCAAGCUCCUGGUCUUCCUUAACCUGUCCUUCACUUACCUCAAGUUGGAACGACCCAGCCGGGCCCUGAUCUAUGGAGAGCAAGCCUUGGCUAUAGAUCAGAGAAAUGCCAAGGCCCUCUUCAGAUGUGGACAGGCGUGUCUCAUCAUGACUGAGUACGAGAGAGCUCGGGAUUUCCUCGUCCGAGCCCAGAGAGAACAGCCGUUGAAUCAUGACAUCAACAACGAGCUGAAGAAGCUAGCCAGCUGUUACAGACACUACAUGGAUAAAGAGAAGGAAAUGUGCUACCGGAUAUUUUCUCCUCUUAAUUCUUCUGCUGUGCAACAGAACUGAAGCACCCACAGCCUGGCCAGGGUCGGCACAAGAGCAGAACUCUGCAGGAUGGCAUCGUGGGGGCAAAGAGAGCCCCAUGUCCUGGAGGAGGAGCUGGGCCCUCGCGUCUCUGAGCUCCCAGCACCCAUGGUUCUCUCCAGACUCCUCCUCAGGCUUAAGCGGCCGGGCACACUCCUGGUGCCCGCUGCCCUCGCCAGCUCUCCCUGCCGAAGCCGGGCAGCCCACGUGCCCAGGGAGCCUUUUUGUAACCACCCUCCGAAGGUGGGGCUUGGGGAAGCAGGGCGGCUCCCGCUGGGCGCCCACUGUCCGAGGUGGCCGGGCCUGGGGGCCUGAAUAUCCGCCGCCUCCAAGUGGAGAAGCCCUCGGCCCUUUCCCCCAGGAAGUUAAAGGGGGUUUUGGUUUUUUGGGGGUUGUUUUGUUUCUUAAUGGAAGCUGUUCUUGGCUUUUCUCUCGACACCCUUCCCGGCUCCUGAAGUGCUUGUGUAAAUAGUUGGACACGGAGCUGGCUGUCAGUGUUUACAGAGGGUUUGUUGUUUCAAAGGAGAGAAUUAUGUUCAGGAUUUUGUUGUUGUGAAGAAAUAAAAAAGAGUUUCCUGUCCUUGGAAUAAG
Messenger RNA from Antechinus flavipes (yellow-footed antechinus), 1667 nucleotides. RefSeq names its product FKBP prolyl isomerase family member 6 (inactive) (gene FKBP6). NCBI's taxonomy places the organism in Eukaryota, Metazoa, Chordata, Mammalia, Dasyuromorphia, Dasyuridae. The transcript has 9 exons. The record is from RefSeq and is a predicted model, not a curated record. The coding region runs from base 63 to 1058 and encodes 331 amino acids. Gene Ontology annotation, molecular function: peptidyl-prolyl cis-trans isomerase activity; protein binding.